Molecule: messenger RNA, 1638 nt
Organism: Oryza sativa Japonica Group (Japanese rice)
Lineage: Eukaryota; Viridiplantae; Streptophyta; Magnoliopsida; Poales; Poaceae
Source: RefSeq, a predicted model, not a curated record
AUGGCCACGCCGCCUCCCACCGACUCCGACCAGUUGGUUCUACCUGCUACUGAGAAUACCUUCUGCUAUUUCUCUGUUUGCCAGGUUUUGGUAGAGGCAAAUGGUGUAACACGGACAUUGCUUAUGAAUAGGCCAAAGCAGUUGAAUGCCCUCUCCUCUGCAAUGAUAACAGGAUUUUUGAGGUGCUUCACUGCUUAUGAGGAAGAUGAAGGAGUUAAACUAUUGAUUGUGAAGGGGAAAGGAAGAGCAUUUUGUGCUGGUGGAGAUGUUGCUGCAGUUGUCCGGUCUAUAAAUAAUGAUAGCUGGAAAUAUAGUGCUCAUUUUUUCCGAAAUGAAUUUCUGUUGAACUAUAUCAUUGCAACAUAUAACAAACCUCAGGUUUCACUUCUCACUGGAAUUGUCAUGGGUGGAGGUGCCGGUGUUUCUAUACAUGGAAGGUUCCGAGUUGUCACAGAGAGCACGGUUUUUGCUAUGCCAGAAACAGCAUUGGGUCUCUUUCCAGAUAUUGGGGCCUCAUAUUUUCUAUCUCGACUUCCUGGGUUCUAUGGAGAGUAUGUUGGUCUUACUGGUGUAAGGUUGGAUGCUCCUGAAAUGCUUUCUUGUGGCCUGGCCUCAUUUUGUCUAGUAUGCUCACUCUUGCAGAGGCUGGCUUUGUUAGAAGAAUCACUUAAAAAGGUUGAUACAUCUGAUCCCUUUGCUAUAUGUGGAAUUAUCGAUCAAUAUUCGCAACAACCAUCUCUGAAAGAAAAAAGUGCUCUGAAUAGGCUGGAAAUCAUCAACAAAUGCUUUUCCAAAAGAACAGUAGAAGAAAUCAUAGCCUCUCUUGAACAAGAGGCUCCAAAUGUUGCUGAUGAAUGGGUUGCUUCUGCAAUCCAGUCCCUGAGGAAGGCUUCUCCUACUAGUCUGAAAAUAUCCCUGAGAUCGAUAAGAGAAGGGCGAACACAAACUGUUGGUGAAUGCUUACGUCGAGAAUAUAGGAUGGUUUGCCAUGUGAUGCGUGGUGACUUCAGUAGAGACUUCUUUGAGGGAUGCAGGGCUAUAUUGUUGGAUAAAGAUCGAAACCCAAAGUGGAUGCCUCCAAGGUUGGAAGAGGUGCACGACGAGGUGGUGGAAAAAUAUUUUUCCAAAGUCGAUGAUCCAGAGUGGGAAGAUUUGGACCUACCUCCUAGACGUUCCCAUGGAAGGAGGCUUGUUCCCAAGCUUUGAUUCAAUGAAAAGCCUCUUGUGAAAAACUGAAGCCUUUGUUGGUGCUUCUGAAUAACAGACAGAUCGUCCCCAGUUUGAGGGAUACAUGGAGACAAGCGAUGAAGUUUAUUUAUAAUAAAGCUGAAACAUAUUAUAGGUUAACAAUUUUAUUAGCAAAUUAGAGAAGUCCCUCUCAUAGUCUCAUGCGAUGCUUAUAUUGGUAUCGCUAUUGUGCUUUUUUCAAGGUGUGAAGGUACGCUUCAAGCUAAAGCCCAGCUGCAUUCAAACGGCGGCCCAUAUGAUACUGCUAUCAGGCCAUCCUAUUGGGCUUUGAAGCUACCUUCUGCUUGUAGAUUCCAGGUAAUCUUUUAUAUAUUGUAUAAAAGAAAUUCACAAUUUCAUAAGUUUGCACCGUGUUGUUUUUUAUAGUAAGGCUUCGAAAAGGUUGUAAGA